ACGGGGGACGACUCAAGAUGGCGGCGCCCUGCGCGUUUGAGCCGUGGCUGGAGGGGCGCCUGGAGGCGCUGGGCCUGGACGGGGACGUGUACGGUGGAUACAUACGAGGCUUGUUGCGGGAGGCGGAAUGCGACGCCGAGAGGCUGGAAGGGCUGGUGGGAGCGCUGGCGGCGGGAGAACCGGAUGAAGAUGUGUUACAAGACGUUUGUGAGGAAAUAGUUAAAAGAUGGUCAGAGACCCAAAAUGCUGGAACCAAUGAGAAAAAAGGAGAUGAGAUCCAAGCCAUUGCCAACAUAAUAGAAAAGCAGGCACAAAUUGUGACGAAGCCCAAGGAAGUAUCAAAGGAGGAGACACUACAAAAAGCUGCCCUCCUGGCACAGUAUGCUGAGGUGACAGAUGAAGAAUAUGAAACAGAUGCACAAGAUGACCGUGGGGCAGCAGCAGUGACCAUCAAUGCUGAAAAAUCUUUGUUCAAAAACACAAACCUGGAGGAUGUUAUAAAUGCCCGGAAGCUGGAGAGGGAGCAUCUGCGUGAUGGGUCACAGAGGAAGAAGGAGCAAGACAAGCUUCAGAGGGAGAAAGACAAGUUGUCUAAGCAAGAACGUAAGGAGAAAGAGAAGAAGAGGACACAGAAAGGCGAGAGGAAGCGAUAGCCAAGACAACUGCCAGGCUUUUCUCCUUUCUGCUCUCCCCACCCCACCCCCACCGCCCUCAGCAUGUGCACACACACACAUGUAUACAUAACAUACACAUAACAUGCUCAGCAAAAGGAACCUCUUUGAACAUUUCAGGGGGUGAUUUUAAAGCAGCAACAAAUUCUAGGUGAGGAAGGGGGCGUUUUUCUAACUCUAACUUGAAGUACUGAAAGAAAACUCUGUGUAUACACACCUUGUUGAGUGAUGCCCAUCUUUGGUGGCUUUUUUUUCCUUGUCACUUUCUUACAUUUAUUAACCACAUAAGGGGAAACUAAAUUUGAGGAAACGAGUCUGAAAUUUCUCUGCAUAUUCACUGAAAGGUUGCUUUUGAUUGGUAGAACUGAGCAAAAACCAGUUUCCCACAAACAUAAGCCAGGUAGGGUUAAUACCUCUUGACAAACUUAUGAAUUAAGUCUGCUUCACCUCACUUACUAUUCUGCACUUAAAGUGACCCAAAGUGAUUUCCCCUGGUUGGGGCUUGGUUAGUGUAACUUCAGCAAGGCUUUAUUAUUGCCAUCUAAGUAAAGUUCUGUGAAUUUAAUUUGAA
Molecule: messenger RNA, 1242 nt
Organism: Elgaria multicarinata webbii
Lineage: Eukaryota; Metazoa; Chordata; Lepidosauria; Squamata; Anguidae
Gene: CCDC43
Product: coiled-coil domain containing 43
Exons: 5
Coding region: 18-653 (211 amino acids)
Source: RefSeq, a predicted model, not a curated record